AUGAGAUCCGUUCUCGGACUGCUUCUCUGUGUUUCAGCCGCCUCAGCUCAAGCCGCCAUGGCAUUUGCUGCAGCCGACCAAACAACCAUUGUCAAUACAAUGAACAGUCUGCGGUCACGGAUGGCGAAAGGAACGGAGAAAUGGGUUGGGAAAGGAAGAAACUAUCCACAAUCGAUUCGAACUUAUCAAUUGUCAUGGGCAGCUGGAUUGGCCACCGCUUCUGUGGCUCGUCUCAAUUUGUUGGAUCCUAGUCAACCAUUGAGUGCCCAAAGUGAUGUGUUGAAGGCCUCCGAUGUACCGUUUCAUCAAGGCGAAACCCAUUACGGUAUCUAUAGCACCAGCUCAAACGCGAAGACGACCGCUCAAAUGUUUGGUACCGCGUGGAAUACCGCCUGGUACAAUUUCAUCAAGAAAUCCGGUCUCCCUGGCCCGGGUCUCGUUUACAAUUCAACUGGCGUGCACCCCGACAAGAAUAAAAACUUUGCUUAUCAGAUUGCCGCCGGCCAGACUCGGACUAUCGGUUGUGCGUAUCGCAAUUUCACAACUGGAGCCGCUGCUGGGACAUUCGCUGUGCUUUGUCGUUACAAUGCUAGAGGUCUCUUCGACGGUAACCCUAUUUACCCGGAAGGUGUCACUUGUAGUGGAUGUGCCAAAGGGAAUCCACCAGCUACAGUAUGUGUCACUGCCACUGGUCUUUGUGCC
This is a messenger RNA of Mesorhabditis belari, 702 nucleotides long. Lineage: Eukaryota; Metazoa; Nematoda; Chromadorea; Rhabditida; Rhabditidae. The record is from the annotation of a GenBank genome assembly.